AUCUCCUGGGCGCCGGAGCACACGGCGGUGACGAUCCACUGGUCCAGCAGAUCUCGCGGCGGUGAGAAGGCGUCAAGGCGGAGGGUGCGGAUGGGCGUCCGGGGUGGUGCCUUGCUCAGGAUCGCGCCUGUCACCUUCUGGUUGAAGCAGACCGGGAUGGACUUGUCCGAGGAGGUGUCCCGGUUGCCUUUCUUGGGGUCGGCAAGGUCGAUGACGGGGACAGCCGUGCAGACGCGGCGCCACCGGCGGGAAAGGGCGCAGGUGCGCGUGGCCUCGUCGGAUACGAGGUUGGAGAGGAUGCACUCCAGCGCCUUGUUCGGAAGAGCGCUCAGCCGGUCCGUCUGCCUCUGCCUCUGCCUCUUCAUCUUCCCCGUUGGAGACGCGACGUGUGAGGUGCGUGUCUUUUUAUUUUGGUGCCCAGGUCACCGCCUUUGAUGCUUGACAAGACUUCGAGUCGGCGGACGCACCGAUUCUGUUUCGAUUUUUGUUUGUAAAUACAGUAGUAUAGGUAGUUACUCGGAUUGUAAUCACGCCACCACCGCCUAUGAAACAGAAACCAUCUAGGCCCGGAAAUCCUUGAUAUAUACUGCUACUCGUUAGCUUGGGGCGAUCCUGAUUAUUAGUACCAACAUUAUUUUGCCGGACCGGAAGUUGCAAAGCACCGGACGACUGACAUGGCGUCACCUCCAUGGAAGAAGUCGUCUCCGUCGAGGCGGACAGAUCGCAUCAGCGAUCUCCCUGACAACGUUCUGGGCCACGUCCUCUCCUUCCUCCCCACCAAGGAAGCUGGUCGUGCGGCCAUGCUCGGCCGCCGAUGGCGCGACAUCUUUUGCAGUGUGCACACCAUCUCCUUCGAGGAGGUAGAGGGCGAGCGUAAGGACGACUUGUACACCUACUUCUGGGAGGCCGCGGAUCGGAGGAGCUGCAGCGGCAUACUCCUCGAUUGCAUCAGCUCCGCGCUCCUCCGCCGCCGCAACCGGUGCGCUAGCACCACCAGCGUGCUCCCUGUGCCGCUGCGCAGCUUCCGCUUCGCCUUCGACAGCUGCAGCGGGUGGGACAAGGUCGCCGUCGACCAGUGGCUCUUCGACGUGCUGUGUCGAAGCGGCAAUGAGGAGCUCCACCUCGACCUACGCUUCCACAUCGGCCCGAUCUGCAAACGCCGCAAAGACGAAGACAAUGACGAAAAGGAGACGAAGGAUAAUGAGGGGUGGGGAUAUGUCCUCCCGACCGCGCUCUUCUCUUGCACCGCCAUACGAACGUUGUGCCUCAGCCACUGCAAACUGAAUGUACCCGAGACGGUUGAUCUGCCGUUCCUCGAGGCGCUACAUCUGACCGGUAUCCGCGGCGACGAUUCAGGGUACAUGAUCCAGAGACUUGUGUGGAGCUGCUCACGCCUCGUUGACCUGACGCUAGAGGCCAACAGCCGUCUGAAAAGACUCACCGUCCUCGACAAGCGCCUCCGGAGAUUCGCUCUCCGGUGCUGCCACAACAUUGCCAAGGUAAUCAUUGAUGCUUCGGAGCUAAGAUCCCUGGAGUACAGCGGCUCAGUGCCCGAGGAGUCGCUCUUGUCCCUGAGCGGCUCGCCGGGAUUGGCUUCGUGCACCAUCCGCUUUUGCAGAGUGAGGCCGAAUAAUGAGUUGGAGUUCGUCGGGUUCAGAAGGUUUCUCGAGAAAGUCUCGGACUCGAAGCACCUGCAUCUACACCACCGAGGCCUAGACAGCGGAUUCCUCGCGGUGUUCCCCACGUUUUCCAAUCUAAAGCGGCUCGAGCUACAGGGACCCGUUCAAAGCAGCGACUCGGUUAAUGGGAUCCGGAGGAUGCUGGAGCACACGCCAAACCUCGAGGUUCUCUCGCUGUAUAUGGAUACAAACCCACAAAAACAAAAGGCGGAGCCGAUCACCUACAGGCGGCGGCUAGAAGAGCUUGAUGAUGACGAUGAGGAGGAGGAAGAGUACGAGCGGUCCAUAGUUGUCGACAAUCUCCUAGUUCCUGACGAGUCGGGCUUAUCCUCCAUGCCGUGCUUGCGGCACAGCGUGAAGGAGAUCAACAUGGUUAACUACCAAUAUGACGUGCAGCAUAGGACGCUGGCAAGCCUUGUGUUCCGCAACGCGCUUGUUCUUGAGAGGAUGUGCGUCGUGCUCGGGAAGGGGCAAUUCGCGUUGCAGGUUGAGCUCAAGAAGGAGAUCGAGAGCUGGCUAGUGGCCAAACCAGAAAAGAGUUUCAUGUAGUGAGUGAUCUGUUAUCUUCCAUGGAGCAAUCGCUGCAUAAUUUAUCCACUACCUGAUUAAUUACACAUGCCAUGUUCUCUUUGACGAGACCAAACCCGUUUAAACAUUAUAAUUGCUGUUUCGAAUGUGGUAUUGCCACACCUGGAUUUUACUUGAUUGAUGAGAAGGCAACCUUCCAGUCUUUCACGUCUUCUAUAGACGAUAAUAAAACCAUGUGUUAUUUUGGCACCAGGGUUUGAAAGGAUCACAGAAUUUUGAAAUUAACUAAAACUCGUAUUGAGUGAAAUUAUAAAACUAAGUCUCACACAUAAAUGUGGAUAUAUAUUCCCUCCAGAAUUGUAAUAUUUUAUAAUAAAUAUACUUUUGUUGAAUCCUAUAUAAAAAUAACAAACUCGUUGAUCUGCACCUAUGCUUUUCUUUUAUGUAACCUAAGUGUUGUAGAGAUGUUGCUAGUAUCUACAUGUACAUGGCGAAAUAUUUAAAACAUCGUCUGAAACAAAAAAUAUAUUUUGAAAUUUAAUAAA
Lolium perenne is the source of this 2752-nucleotide messenger RNA. Its product is annotated as F-box/LRR-repeat protein At4g14103-like. Gene Ontology annotation, molecular function: protein binding. Lineage: Eukaryota; Viridiplantae; Streptophyta; Magnoliopsida; Poales; Poaceae. The record is from RefSeq and is a predicted model, not a curated record.